AUGAAGUUCAACGUUGCGAAUCCCACCACUGGAUGCCAGAAGAAGCUGGAAAUCGAUGACGACACGAAGCUUCGUGCAUUUUGGGACAAGAGGAUCUCACAGGAGGUUCUUGGUGAUGCUUUGGGCGAGGAGUUUAAAGGAUAUGUUUUCAAGAUUACUGGUGGCUGUGACAAACAAGGAUUCCCAAUGAAGCAGGGUGUGUUGACACCUGGCCGUGUUAGACUCUUGCUCCACAGAGGCACUCCUUGUUUCCGUGGACACGGAAGGCGUAAUGGAGAGCGUAGAAGAAAGUCUGUUCGUGGAUGCAUUGUCAGCCCUGACCUAUCUGUUUUGAACUUGGUAAUUGUGAAGAAAGGUGACAAUGAUUUACCAGGUCUAACUGAUGUUGAGAAGCCAAGGAUGAGAGGUCCUAAGAGAGCAUCCAAAAUCCGCAAGCUGUUCAACCUGUCAAAGGAAGAUGAUGUGCGGAAAUAUGUCAACACCUAUCGUCGUACUUUUACCACCAAAGCUGGGAAAAAGGAGAGCAAAGCUCCCAAGAUACAACGUCUUGUCACACCUUUGACACUCCAAAGGAAGCGAGCAAGAAUUGCAGAUAAGAAAAAGAGAAUUGCCAAGGCUAAAUCAGAGGCAGCAGACUAUCAGAAACUCCUUGCAUCCAGAUUGAAGGAGCAGAGGGACCGCCGAAGUGAGAGCUUAGCGAAGAAGAGGUCUAGACUAUCCACUGCUACCAAGCCAACUGCCACAGCAUAG
This is a messenger RNA of Vicia faba (fava bean), 750 nucleotides long. Lineage: Eukaryota; Viridiplantae; Streptophyta; Magnoliopsida; Fabales; Fabaceae. The record is from the annotation of a GenBank genome assembly.